Pomacea canaliculata is the source of this 1901-nucleotide messenger RNA. RefSeq names its product E3 ubiquitin-protein ligase rnf168-like. The transcript has 5 exons. The record is from RefSeq and is a predicted model, not a curated record. Gene Ontology annotation, molecular function: ubiquitin-protein transferase activity; metal ion binding; nucleosome binding. Lineage: Eukaryota; Metazoa; Mollusca; Gastropoda; Architaenioglossa; Ampullariidae. Gene Ontology annotation, biological process: double-strand break repair. Gene Ontology annotation, cellular component: site of double-strand break; nucleus. The coding region runs from base 274 to 1284 and encodes 336 amino acids.
UGCCUCCCAGUAGCAGACUGUCGGCUUACAGAAUGGGAUCACAAGCAGCGUAGUGUGGUACCCGGAACAAACGGUCAUGCCGCUGUUGAGAGUGAUAUUGAUGUUUAUACACAAGUGUUGCUGCCUUGUGAUAGUGUCGGAAAGAGAGAGAGAGUGACAAAGAUAGAGAAAGUGACGUGAGUGAGAACAGAGAGGAAACAUGAAAUAUAUGCUCCCUCAACUGUAAUACUUCCGCCAACUUCCGCUACCAAGAUCAUCUCGUCUGCGCCAGCUAUGGCAUCCAAACAGUCAUCAUCUCUUCAAGGCGAUAAAGAGACACUGGAUGAAUGUAAAUGCCCAAUUUGUAUGUAUAUUCUUAUCGAGCCUGUGACACUUCCAUGUGCCCACGAGCUUUGUAUGCCAUGUUACAAGAAAAACGUUGAAGAAGGCAGCUUUACGUGCCCGUUAUGUCGCACACGAAUAUCCAACUGGGCUCGUAAAGCGACGAAAAACAACACUCUUUUGGACCAGAAACGCUGGGAACAAGUUAAGAAAUUAUUCCCUGAAAAAGUUCAAAGACGUCUUGAUGGAUUAGACGACGUAACUGACGAAGAUGAUAUGAAUGACAACGAAGAAAUCGAUUUGCAGUACAGGCGAAUAGUGCAACUGUCCAAACCUGGAGAGAUUCGAGAAGAAUAUGAAGCAGAAGUGAAAAGGUUGGAUCAUGGAGCAGAAGAGGAGAGAAGGAGGGAAGAGGAGGCAAGUGUUGCUCUGAUACAGGAACUUGUUACUGAAGACAAUCAACACAUUCAAAAGAAUCAACAUUUACAGCAGAAAAUUGCUAGACAAGAUGAAAAGUUGGCACAGGAAUCCACAGCGGUAAAUCCUUGUGCAGAAACUUUUAAAACGAAAACAUCUGUUCAUCUGGCUAAAUCAAAAAACAUCUCAACAAAGACUUUGCUUUUGUCUAGAGAUUCAAAGGGAGCAAACACCAAGCUUAAAACAGUUUUUAAGGACCCUAUUAAAAUAGAGCCUCAAACAUCUUGCAAAAGAAAGGUUCCAAAAAUUGAGGAUAGUAACUCCUCAGACCUUUCAAGAGAGUCUCCAUCUAAGAGCAGGAAAGAUAGGGGGAACAGCAGCAAUGAAGAUGAUGAAGUGGGGUUGAGCCAAGAAGAGAGAGAUUAUCGUUUUGCUUUACAGCUUCAGAAACAGUUUCGUCUUGCAGACAAACUCCAUCUCAAGGUUUUACGCUUCAAGGGCUCAAAGGAUGCAUACAGUCUGCGAAAAAGGAGUCAACGCAAAUGAACUUUAUAUGGCUGAAAUGUUUUAACAACCAAUAUUUCUAUGUUGGACAUACUAGAUUUUGUGAGUUUUAGGAGUUUUAGUUUGGAUUUCUUCAGAAAGGCUAGUUUCAGCAUGUUUUUACAUCCUACAACCUAUUUAAUUUGAAAGAAUUUUUGGGUCAAGUGUUCUAUUUUCUUUUCAAAUAUUUUUCUUUAAAUAGUUUUAUUUACAAUUUGCGCAAAAUGCAUUUUGUACUUUUCGCUUAUAUUCCUCAUAAUUCAAAAUCAGAGUGAUGCAAAUAUUGCAUUUGUUCUUGUUGGCCAGAUUGUUAUUCAUUGUAGUUUCUUACCAGCACAGAUAAGCAAUCAUAAUCAACAGUUCAAUUGAACAAUGUAUAAGGAAACUGACAUGUGAUAAAAACUAUCCCAGAGGUUUUUGGGAGAUUAGUAUUCAAUAGCUUUUAAGGGUUGGUCAGCUGUUAAUGUAAUAAAGGUCAUUGAUGUGUGAAGAAUUCUUGACAACGUACAAAAAGAUCUUUCUUGCGGGAUUAUAAAAUCUAGGGUUAAUUUAUCCCUUAUUUUUUAAACCUAAGCAGUUGUUUGUUUAUUUAUUCACUUUAAUGCCAUUUUAUUUAUAAU